AUGACAUUUUCAAAACAUUUAGACAAAAAGAAAACCGAUAGCAAAAUGCGGGUUUACGCAGAUGUGAAUUGGUAUGAACAAGAAAUAUCAAAAAAUAUUACAAGACUCAGCUUAACUAACUUCAAUGUUAACCAAGAAGUAUUGAACAAUUUAAGCAAGUAUCUAAAAAUGGAGGAAUGUCUUGUUAACGAACUAGUACUCGACAGAAUUAAUCUGUCAAAUUUAAAUUAUUUAUGUUGCUUAACACCAGAUACCAAAGUGAAAAAAUUAUGGCUGAGAUUUUGUCAACUUAAAGAUAAAGGAGUUAACUAUCUUUUGGAUAUUUUGGAUGAGACAAGUAGAAAUACUCAAUUGAAUGCAUUGUACUUAGAUUCCAAUAGUAUAACAUGCAAAGGAGCUAAACAAAUAGCACAGGUUUUAAGAACUAAUAGAACAUUAAAAUCACUUUCAUUGGCUAACAAUUUGAUCAAGGAUGAAGGGUCAUUUGUUUUGGUGAGUGUAUUAUCUACAUUUCAACUCAAUGAUUAUGAAAUCAAUUGGAAAUCUAAGCAAGAACAACAAAGAAAUAGGCUCUUAGAAUAUUUGACUGAUAUUCUAACUAAAAAAUUAAAAGAAAAAACUAUUCCAUCAAAUGGUAGUAAUAACAAUAAUGGGUUAUCAUCAAUUGGAGUGGCGAAUUUGAAACAGAAAGCUGAAAGUAUGAUUGUCCCAAACACCCACCCAUAUUUAACAGGACAAUUAUUUAAGAGUGGUUUGAGUUAUCAUAGUCCAGGAAAUUUUAAAAUUGCAUAUUUAAAUAUUUCAUAUAACCGGUUUAGUUCAAACAUUUUAAGUGUUAUAGAACAAAUAAUUCAGUACCAACAAAAAGUUUGUGUGGCUAAAGAAGGACUAAGAAAUUUAAAAAUUGAAGGUUUUGAUAUGAAGCAAAUAGAAAGGAUAAACAAACUAAUUGAAGGAAAGCUACGUCUAGAAAAUAAAAAUAAAAAAUUGAACUAUAUGCACAUUAUAUCAUGUUAGUACAUUUAAUAGAUCUCAACUUAAUG
Messenger RNA from Myzus persicae (green peach aphid), 1043 nucleotides. Its product is annotated as leucine-rich repeat-containing protein 71-like. The record is from RefSeq and is a predicted model, not a curated record. The transcript is spliced from 9 exons. Bases 1 to 1017 code for a protein of 338 amino acids. Gene Ontology annotation, molecular function: protein binding. NCBI's taxonomy places the organism in Eukaryota, Metazoa, Arthropoda, Insecta, Hemiptera, Aphididae.